CCAACACGAUAUGCGCAAUCGCCUCUACAUGAGGAGGAGUUAAUCUGCUCUCUAUUCGGACCCCUAGAGUAUCUUCUCUCUCUCCUGCACGCCAAUUUGGGGUGCAAGUCUUGUCCUUCUUGCACCAACUUACUUCGACAUCGUUCUUGGCUGUGACCCAUCACUACAGUCAUGGCACCCAAAAAGAACAAGGCCGCUAAGAAGAACAAAGCUGAUAUCAAUGAGAUGACAAUUAUGGUAGAAGACAGUCUCUCCAACAAAGUCAAUGGGCUCAACACUCUUCUGGAAUUUGGAAAUGGCUUUAGUUGCAUCUCAACAGAGGUCACCGAUGCUGCCUAUGCACCUAACCUCCUGGAGGGUCUUGGCCACAUGAGGCAAGACAACUUCCUCUGUGAUCUGACCGUAGCGACCAAGUCCAAAUCCUUUGAUGUUCACAAGGUUGUGAUGGCUUCCUGCAGUGAGUACAUCCAAAACAUGCUCAGGAAAGAUCCAUCCCUCAAGAAGAUUGACCUCAAUGAUUUGUCUCCAGUUGGUUUGGCAACAGUCAUCACAUACGCUUAUUCUGGAAAGCUGACCUUGUCUUUGUACACCAUUGGCAGCACGAUCUCAGCAGCCAUGCAGUUGCAGAUCCAUACUCUGGUGAAGAUGUGCAGCGAUUUCUUGAUGCGAGAGACCAGCGUGGAGAACUGUAUGUACAUCGUCAACAUUGCCGAAACGUACAAUCUGAAGGAGACAAAAGAAUCAGCACAGAAGUUCAUGCGGGAGAAUUUCAUUGAGUUCUCUGAGAUGGAACAGUUCCUGAAGCUCACCUAUGAGCAAAUCAGCGAAUUUCUCAUGGACGACUCACUUCAUUUGCCUUCAGAGCUCACAGCUUUUCAGAUUGCAAUUAAGUGGUUAGACUUUGACGAGAAGAGGCUAAAGUAUGCUCCUGAUCUGCUGUCCAACAUUCGCUUUGGAACCAUCACACCCCAGGACCUUGUUAGUCACGUACAGACCAUACCUAGAAUGAUGAAAGAUUCGGAGUGCCACCGUCUGCUGGUUGAUGCCAUGAAUUACCAUCUGUUGCCAUUCCAACAGAACAUUCUGCAGUCCAGAAGGACCAAGGUUCGUGGUGGCCUCCGAGUGCUACUCACUGUGGGUGGACGACCCGCCCUAACUGAGAAAUCUCUCAGCAAGGACAUUCUCUACCGAGAUGAGGACAACAUCUGGAACAAGCUAACAGAAAUGCCUGCAAAGAGCUUCAACCAGUGUGUAGCUGUUUUGGAUGGCUUUCUUUAUGUGGCUGGUGGUGAAGACCAGAAUGAUGCAAGGAAUCAAGCAAAACAUGCUGUUAGCAAUUUCUGCAGAUAUGACCCCCGAUUCAACUCAUGGAUCCACCUGGCUAACAUGAUCCAAAAGCGCACUCAUUUCAGCCUCAACACCUUCAACGGUCUCUUGUUUGCUGUAGGUGGACGCAAUUCCGAUGGCUGCCAGGCAUCUGUUGAGUGCUAUGUUCCAUCCUCAAACCAAUGGCAAAUGAAAGCUCCAAUGGAUGUCCCUAGAUGUUGCCAUGGCAGUACAGUUAUCGAUGGCAAGAUCUUGAUAACCGGCGGUUACAUUAACAAUGCCUACUCUCGUGCCGUAUGUUCUUACAACCCAUCCACUGACAGUUGGCAGGAUAAGAACAGUUUAAGCACCCCAAGAGGAUGGCAUUGUUCUGUGACCGUCAGAGAUCACGCCUACGUUCUUGGUGGCAGCCAACUGGGUGGACGCGGCGAGAGGGUAGACGUCUUACCGGUUGAAUGUUACAACCCUCACUCUGGCCAGUGGAGCUACGUCUCCCCCUUGCUCACUGGGGUGAGCACAGCAGGUGCUGCAAUCUUGAAUAACAAGAUUUAUCUUCUAGGCGGCUGGAAUGAGAUUGAGAAGAAGUAUAAAAAAUGUAUUCAGAUGUAUAACCCUGAUCUUAACGAAUGGAUAGAGGAUGACGAAUUGCCAGAAGCUACAGUUGGUAUCUCAUGUUCUGUUGUCACCAUCCCUACACGCAAAACACGAGAGUCGAGGGCCAGCUCCGUAUCGUCUGCACCGGUUAGUAUAUAAGUGGCAUGGAGAGUGGUUAGGAAAUGUAGCUGAAUUGCUAAUUGUAAAAUGAGUAUGAAUCUGUUAAAUAUCUUAGAGAUGUUUAGUGGAUUAAUUGCCACUUCAUAUGUUCUCAGAAUGUUGAAUGUCAAAUCACAAUUUUGUAAACUGCAAAGUUAAAUUGUGUAUUCAAGUUAACAAUUAUGAUGCAUUAUUUUUAGGAACCACAAAAGUAUCUGAGUGUCCAUUUUGACAAUGAUUAAGGAUUGCUGUAUUGAAAGAUGGUUCAGUGGGUACAGUGAAAGUUAGAGAAAUUUAGUUUGGAAUUUGAUUUGUUAAUUAUGAAGUAUGUGGUGUAAAAUAAAAAAACAGCUAUCUUUUUUACAGUUAUAACUUUCUUUGGAAAUAUAUUUUUAAAUGGGGCCAAUUCUCCAACAAUAAUUGUAUUAGUCCCUUAAUAUAACUAUUGAUUAAUUCAACUGAAAUGCAAUGGGUGGAAACUGAGGUAAUUACAAUAAUGCAAACAAUCCAAAUAUAUUAGACAUGCUCUAAUUAUCAAACAAAGAAAUUACCUGAAAAAAAUUGUUGCAGAUAUUUAUAAUCACAACAUUAUUUUCCAUAGUGUUGCCAUUCUUAUUGCAAUGUACACAUGAAUGCUUGUAGUUCAUACAGAACAUGCAUAAGAUUGGACUACUGAAACAUGAAAAUCGUAGAUUGCUUGAGAAAGCCUUGUUUUCAUUUCACCUGAACCUUCCUACCAGCAGUAGGUGUGGUAAAACCAGGUAAUUUAUUCAAAUGUACGAUAUAGCAACGGCGUCCUGAUUUGGCUCUUAGGAAAACUACAUUUAGUCUACACUGUGAAAAAAAAUGCAGACAUGUUUAAAAAGUUAUGUUGUAAAGAACACUGAAUGGGGCAGAAAAGGAUGUUGGAAUGUUGGAAUGUUUUGUAAAUUGAAUAAAUAAUUGUGAAUAAUAUUUGUGCCUUAACGGUCUAGCAGCCAAGUGUUAACAUCUUCUUUGUUUGCUGACGGUUCAUGAUAUGUUCAGACUGGAAAACAUUGUACUUAGGUGUUCAAAAGAAUUUGACAAAUGUACACACUAUUAUUUAUUACAUUUAAUAACAUAUUGCUUAUUUAAGGUAAAUCAAUUGUUGUAUUUAAAAUAAUACCUAAAACAUAUUGUCAAAUAAUAAAACUCUGCAUAUUUAUUAAAGGCUCUUAAGAAAUCAAGUUGUUGUGGAGAUAUUUUUACUGUAGGGCCCAAGCACUGAAAGUACGAAGGCCCUAUUUUUCUUCUAAGGAUUAUUAGGGGUCCAAGCACCGAAGGUGCAGGAACCCUAUUUUAUUUGUUCCAAUUUUCUUAUUAGGGGUCCAAGCACCAAAGGUGCUGGAACCCUAUUAUAUCCAUUAGGAUUUUCUUAUUAGGGGUUCAAGCCUGAAGGGCUAGAAACUCUAUUGUUUUUGUCAUAAUUUUAGGGGUCCAAGCACAGAAGGUGCUGGAACCCUAUUGUAUUUGUUCAGAUUUUCUUAUUAUUCUUAUUAGGGGUCCAAGCACCAAAGGUGCUGGAACCCUAUUAUAUCCAUUAGGAUUUUCUUAUUAGGGGUUCAAGCCUGAAAGGAUAGAAACCUUAUUGUUCGUGUCAUGAUUUUAGCCCUUCCGAUAUUCUUAUUAUUAGGGGUCCAAGCACCGAAUGUACUGGAACCCUAUUAUAUUUGUUCUGAUUUUCUUAUUAGGGGCCAAGCAGCGAAACUUCUGGAACCCUCUUGUAAUUGUACUGAUUUUCUUCUUUUUCUUCUUUUUUUCUGCUCUAAAAGUGUUUGGGCAUCAGACAAUAAGUCGUGGAGACAACAAACUUGGCAGGAUGAUCCCAAAUCCCUUCCACUACACAGGCGCACAAACACACACCCAUCUGACACUAGGUGGCGCUAUAAUAAACACUUGUAUGUUUUGACUCAUAUCUCUGCAACCAUAAGGGCUAGAAUCAAAAUAUUUCCCCACCCUGAUUCCUUGAGUUGGGCCCUACAAAAUGUAUAGCUCAGAUUUCAUUUCUGUCAAUAAUUGUUUUCCUGCCAUUUAGAAUUUUUUGAAAAACCUACAUUUUCAACUCCUAGACCGUUUGUCAGAUCAGCAUGCGAUUUGGUAUACACCAUCUACAGACCCUGACAUAAAGUUAUCAAAAGAAUUUUGAUACGUCAAAUCGUUUAGAAGAUAUUAACAAUACAAUUCCUUUAGUUUAACAUGAUUUGUACUCAAUUCAAAAUCCAAAUGUAACCAAACUCGGUACACAUAGUCAACAGGAUGUUUAAAAGAUGUCAGCAAAGUUUAGCAUCUUUUGGUUCAAAUGCUAACAUAUUCUUAAAAACUUUAUUCAACAAAUUAACAAAAAUGGCUGCCAACGGCCAAUCAAAUUCAGCACCUUAAAACUCAUAUUGGGAAUGGCCAAGGAUUAUGGAAAUGACUAUACACAAGCAUUGGGUCAGCUUGAAGCCGCAUCUAAAAUUUUGUGACAAUUGGCCACAUGGCGGUAUAAUUAGCUAAUUUGCGCUUUUGCUCAUAAUUCCGGAACUGUACAGACUACAUUUCCCCAUUUCCAUUCCUGCAAAAAAAAAAAUGUAUUUAUCACAAAUAUUUUUCCGGAAAAACAUACUUUUUCUAAUUCGCUGUAGGACGUUUUUCCGAUUUGCACAAAACUUGGUAUACAAAAUCCACAGUCCCUCCAGACAAAAAGUUAUCAAAAUUUUUUUUAUAUGUCAAAUGAUUCUGAAUAAUAUAAUCAAAUAAGUUUUGGGCUGUAGCCCAUAAUAACUAAUUGGCCUAUAACUUGUUAGCACAAUUUUCAAACUUAGCAAAACUAGAGGAACAUUCUGAGGUCAGUUGUAAAAUUUCAUCAAUUUGGCAGCGCUAUAACAGAAGAAAUAGCUAUUUUUUACAAUAUAAUGUUUUAUUAAUUAAAAAUAUGGAGAAUAUUCUACAAUUCAGCCACUCCUUGUAAAUCAGAUAAAUAAAUUAACAGCUUUCUUCUUAAUUUCUCCUUUGGAAGAAUAGCUUCUGUUGUUCUUAUUUGUCAGUUGCUUUGGAUGAAAGCGUCGGACUUUAUCAAGCCCGCUUCAGGGGCGCACUUCAGUGGUCGCAUUCACACGGAUAUGAAAUGCUGCACAGAGUAUAGUGCGCCUUCAAGCCAUAUUUCAUUUCAGAUGACUGUGCGCACUGGUACGCAAGUCCACCUAAUUACCUGUCAUUUCUUGACACUGCUUCAGUUCCCGCUCAAUUUUAAGCCAACUAGGUUCUGUCUGGCGGUACUACUGAAUGUCUACCUCUGACUUUGGAGCUGGCCAAUCAUAGUGAAGAUUUUGGGCCGGCACCUGGGAUGGCCAAUGGAGCAAACUUACAGACAGCACUUAUUUAAAGGACAUUGAAAUACACAUAUACAUUUAAAAAAAAAAAAAAAAUCACACUGUAUACUUUUCAAAUAAGCUAUAGCUUUUGUAAUGCAAAAAAAACAAAAAAUGUAAAAGAAAUGAUUAUUUAAAAACGAAGAGCUGCAUCAAUGCCAUAUAUAUAAUUUUUUUUCCCCUCUUGUCAUCUAUGGCAAGGCGGGCAAAAUCAAAGGUCAUCACGGGCCAACAUUGGCCCGAGGGCCUUACUUUGGGCACCUCUGAUAUAGAUCUUUUUGAAUUUUUUGGGAAAUGAAAACAAAGGCUGAGAGAUGGAUUUAAACCCUAUUCGGACAGGAUUAGUUUUAUAUGUGGAUGUGGAGGAAUUUAAUAUUUACCAGAGCUUCAGUCAUUUUAAUUCCUUUUGAUGCAUAUUUUAUAUAUAUUAUAUUAUUGUAUUCUAUAUUGUGUAUGUGUAUCAUAUUUUGUGUGUAUUGUGUACUGUACAUUGUAUAUUAUUAUUGUAUAUUGUGUUGUGUGUAAUUACAUGUAUUUUAGAUAUGUAAAUUGUGUUGUGUAAAUCUGAUGUUUAUUGUAAUUGAUAUAUGUCUCAUCACUGUCAUGACUGCUAUGUUGCUCAGGACUGCACCCAAGACUUUCACCCACUGUUGCACUUGUGUACAUGGCUAUGUGACAAUAAAGUGAGUUGAUUUGACGUCACUAAUUUUACCUCACUG
Molecule: messenger RNA, 6169 nt
Organism: Xyrauchen texanus (razorback sucker)
Lineage: Eukaryota; Metazoa; Chordata; Actinopteri; Cypriniformes; Catostomidae
Product: kelch-like protein 31
Exons: 3
Coding region: 172-2079 (635 amino acids)
Biological process (GO): negative regulation of protein phosphorylation
Cellular component (GO): cytoplasm; nucleus
Molecular function (GO): protein binding
Source: RefSeq, a predicted model, not a curated record